UCAGAUAGUUGAAAGGGAAUUUAGUUGGGUUUCUUGGUCGGGGGGUCCUUCAACCCAACUGAUCCUAGAACACAGGGGUUUUUGUAUCUUUUGGGAAGUCAUGGCUCGCACUAAAGGUGUGCAGGGGCCGUUUUUACUGAUUUUGUUGGAGAUAACCAUCAUCUGCACGGCACAGAGGAAUGGAGGGGGCCCUGCCGGCCCUCCAGGUGUGCCUGGAAUAGACGGCAUUGAUGGGGACAGAGGGGACCCUGGAGAUGAAGGAUCUACUGGUCCUGAUGGAGAUCCUGGUAAACCUGGUUCUGCUGGACUUCCUGGAUCACCUGGAGCUGAUGGACUGACUGGCCCCAUAGGAGAACUGGGCCCUGACGGCCUCCCAGGACAGAAGGGUGAACCCGGAAAACCUGGACUCAGAGGAGAGGCCGGUGUUGGACCUGAUGGACCUAUUGGACCACCAGGACCAGGAGGACUUCCGGGUGAGCUGGGAAAAGUGGGACCCCCUGGAGCCAUGGGUGUAAGAGGGCCACAGGGACCCCGUGGACCAACAGGGCCCCGUGGCGCUGCGGGGAUGCUGGGUGGAACUAUGGAACUGUGUCCUAAUGCAUGCCCACCUGGUGCACCUGGCCAUCCCGGAUUGCCUGGCAUGAAGGGUCACAAAGGAGUGAAAGGAGAUUUUGGAGAGCCUGGUAAACAAGGACACAAGGGUGAGGAGGGAGAUCAGGGGGGCUCUGGAGAGGUCGGAGCUCAAGGCCCAACUGGACCACAGGGAAUUCGAGGUGCCACUGGAAUGUUGGGCUCCAAAGGAGAACUUGGACCUCGAGGAGUUGAUGGGGACCCGGGCCCUCAGGGGGUUGCAGGAGCUAUGGGGGAUCGAGGCCAGAGGGGCAUACAGGGAGAAUCUGGCCCUAGAGGUGAACAGGGACCUCAAGGGCAGAGAGGCAUCACUGGUCUUCCAGGCCCAAAAGGAGAUAGUGGUUUGCCAGGUGUGGAUGGACGUGAAGGAAUCCCUGGCAUGCCAGGCACUAAGGGAAGCACUGGAAAGGCUGGAGCCCUUGGGGAAGUUGGCCUUCAAGGACUUCCUGGGUUACCAGGAAGCCCAGGGGCAAAAGGUGCAUUUGGAGAAAAGGGUAAUUCUGGACAACCAGGCCUCAUUGGCACAAUGGGAUCUGCAGGCAGACAGGGCGACCGGGGAGAACAAGGAGAGGUUGGACCCAUUGGGCCAAUUGGACAACCUGGAGACAGAGGAGAGCAGGGGCUAUCCGGACCAAUGGGAAAACCAGGAGCUAGAGGUCCUAAAGGUGACUUGGGUUUGCCUGGGCUUCCUGGAUCACCAGGCCUGCCAGGAGAAAAAGGAGAGAGGGGUGAAGGAGGUGAACCUGGACCAAAGGGAGAACAGGGAGAUCAAGGUGCAGAGGGAACACCAGGAGACAAGGGAGAUGUUGGUGACUCUGGAGAAGCUGGAGCUAAAGGCGAAGUUGGUAACCAGGGAGAGCCAGGUAAGAGAGGCCCAGAAGGUGCCCGUGGGCAGCCUGGCAUUGAGGGGCCUCCUGGUAGUCCUGGACCACGUGGAAUGCAAGGGGAUAGAGGGGCACCUGGACCACGUGGCACACAAGGGCCAGCGGGUAAAGAACCAAGGGAUCAACACAUCAGACAAGUGUGCAUGCGUGUGAUGCAAGAGCAGCUGGCCCAGUUGGCUGCCAGUCUGAGGAGACCCGAGUCUGGUGCGGCCGGACUGCCCGGUAGGCCUGGUCUCCCUGGUCCUCCGGGACCCCCAGGUGACAACGGCUUUUCUGGGCAAGCUGGAGCAAGAGGACUCCCCGGACUCAAAGGGCCUUCAGGACUUAUGGGUGUCAAAGGGCCAAAAGGUGAGAUGGGAGACAGAGGGGACAGAGGACCUACAGUUCGAGGACCCAAAGGCAUGCCGGGACCUCCUGGCCUACCAGGUGAACCAGGAAAACCUGGAUAUGGUCAAGAUGGCCGUGAUGGUGAGCGGGGUCCACCUGGUGUCCCGGGACAGGUGGGUGUUCCUGGGCCUCCUGGUCGAGCCGGCCCCCCUGGUUACUGCGAUCCUUCAGCCUGUAAUCUCAGUGCAGGGGCCGCUCAUCAGUCCCUUAAAGACUCUAGCAUGAAGGGACCAGGUGGCAACUAAAGCCACAAUGUUGGGACAUCAGAAACCGUUGGAUUCAGAGAGACUAAGGGAUUCUGCGAGAAUCACAUUCCAAUACAUUCCCAUCGCCUUCGCAGACAUAUUUACAGUUGUACCAAUACACCUUAAAGGGUUGAGUGUGUUUUUGUGCCAGUGCUACAUUUGUAAUACUUAAAACAUUUUUCCAACAUUUUUCCAACAUUUUGUCUAGUAAACGGCAACAUUAUUCAAGCAUAAGACCUGUUCUGGAUACCUGUUUUUUUUUUCCCCCCUUAUCUGUUGAUGAAAAUGUGGUUUAUUUUUUCACAGAAUGUUUUUGCAACUUAUUGUAAAAUUCACAGGGUGCUUGUUUUCCCUGAAAGCCAUUUCCUGUAGACUUUUCUUAUAUAUAUAUAUAUAUAUAUAUAUAUAUAAAUAGAAGACAGUAAUAUAUGUUUUUUAUCUUCUCUGGGAAUGCAACGAAUGAUGGCUCUCAGACCAUGAGGCUUUUAUACAUUUCUAGGUUGCUAAUACUGUGUGCCAAAGAUAAAUUUGCCAAAAAUGUUCAUGGUGUUUGCUGUUUAUACGGAAAUGACUGCGAGGGACCUACUCUCAGAAAAAAGGAGAGAGGAUAUACAUGUAACAUAUUCACUAGAAAAAUGCAUAUAUGUCAUUUCAUGGUAUUUGUAUUUAUUUUACAUAGAUGUUUAAUGAAGAUGACAUUAAAGUUUGUACAGAGAUCCAAGGGAAACAUGUUUGAAUAAAUUGUAAUGUUUUUAUAUGAACUCAAAAUAAACGUAGGUCUCCAACAUUCAUAAAA
Molecule: messenger RNA, 2942 nt
Organism: Xyrauchen texanus (razorback sucker)
Lineage: Eukaryota; Metazoa; Chordata; Actinopteri; Cypriniformes; Catostomidae
Product: collagen alpha-1(IX) chain-like
Exons: 32
Coding region: 101-2146 (681 amino acids)
Source: RefSeq, a predicted model, not a curated record